Seminavis robusta is the source of this 1077-nucleotide messenger RNA. The record is from the annotation of a GenBank genome assembly. NCBI's taxonomy places the organism in Eukaryota, Bacillariophyta, Bacillariophyceae, Naviculales, Naviculaceae.
AUGAUGCUGAUGCUGCUUCGAACAUGGACCGCAAGUUGCCCUCUGUCGGUGCUGCACGUAAUUGCGGUCCUGUUGGUGGUGCCUUGGAAGUGCCUUGGUUUCACUGCUGGUCCCACUACAUGUAUUAGUUUGAAGCAAUCAAUAAGAAGCUUGUCACCGCUUGCAGCCAACGACAGCGAUGGCGAUAGCUGCGACGAGACGACAAAAAAGAAAAAGAAGAAGCAAUGGAUCGACAAGGGCGUAGCAUCCUACUCGGACAAUUUCUUAUUGGACUUUCACAACUCUGCUCAAAAUGAGUAUCAAAGUUCAACCAAUGGCCUGAAACUCUGGAAUCAACGGCUGAAUCAAGAGGAGUUUACUUUUCUUGAGUGGCAGGACGCCUUUCAUCGAAAUGGAUUCUCCGAUUUUUGUCCACCCAUGUCAUCCAAUCUCAAUUGUUUAGUGGUGGGAGAAGAUAUCGCCGGACAAACGGCGAAACCACCCGAACCAAAGUUACCCUGGGAAGAAGAGUCCGAAGCGGAGAUUACCGAACUUCGAAUCAGCACGGAUGCUGUGGUGGAUGUAGCCGUAAUUGAAGAAGACGACGAGGAUCAGCCUCCAUCGGAUCUGGCAGUGCCCAAUAAUACUCAGCAGCAGCAUGCUGCCAGUACGAGUGCGUCCAUGAUUCGAACAGAGCGAGUGACAACAACACAACAACAAUCUCAAAAUCCGGGUAACGAUUCUGGCUUGGCCCGUCCGCCCGCUACAGGCCAAGCCGCCGUCUACGACUGCAUUAUUGAUCAGGGACUCAUGGAAGCCGUCCUGGUCUUGGACGACGAAAAAGCAAUCACCGAACUGGCCAUGGAGGCGGCGUUUGCCAUUCGGGAGCAUGGCAUUUACGUGUUGGUGCUUGCCAAGCCAUUGUCCAAGGAUCAAAAGGAGUGGUUACAAACCAGUGGAAUACAGGCUGGACUAGAAUGGAUAUUUGAUCUGGAUGGAAUUUCGGAUGCCAAACAGAAUCAGUACGUCUCUGUGGCACGGCGGUUCAAUACAGGUGAGAUGCCAAAGGUGGGACGGUUGUCCCGAUAUCAGGUGUAG